This is a messenger RNA of Eupeodes corollae, 1750 nucleotides long. RefSeq names its product DNA primase large subunit (gene Prim2). The transcript has 2 exons. NCBI's taxonomy places the organism in Eukaryota, Metazoa, Arthropoda, Insecta, Diptera, Syrphidae. Gene Ontology annotation, biological process: DNA replication, synthesis of primer. The record is from RefSeq and is a predicted model, not a curated record. Bases 73 to 1668 code for a protein of 531 amino acids. Gene Ontology annotation, cellular component: alpha DNA polymerase:primase complex.
UGGUUUAAUUUAGUUGACAAAAUCUCAAUUAUCAAAAACAAAUUCAAAUAUUUUAUUUAAAUAAACAAAAACAUGGAUUUUUCACGCAAAAGUCGCCAACGUAUUGAAAGGAAACCCCAAAUAGAUGACCUUGAAAUCCGCUAUCCGUGUAAUGUUCUCCUUUACAAAUAUCCCCCAACUGAAGGUAUAAAAAUUCAAGAGUUUGAAGAGCUCGCGCUUGAACGCCUGAAAGUUCUGCGAAUAUUCGAUGCUGCGAAUUUAAAAAGUCUUCGAUGUCUUUCGGACGAUUGGAAAGAAUAUGUCAAUACUGAAUUGAACAGAGAAGGACUCAAGGGAUAUCUUCGUUUAUUCACAGGCGGAUCUACAGGAACAAAGAAGGAAAUUGAUUUACAAGCUCGCCGGCGAGAUUACAUAUCUCAUUUUAUUUUACGUCUUGUAUAUUGCCGAACGCAAGAUUUGCAAAGAUGGUUUAUGAGAUGCGAAAUGGAAGUCUUCAGAUACAAAUUCAGUCAACUGGGUAGCAACGAAAUCAAACAAUUUCUGGAUAUAUCAAAUCUCAAAUACACACCUCUCACCGAAGAUCAAAAAGAUGAAGUCAAAGAUGGCUUAUACGAAAGCACCAUGGGACAGAGUGUUACCAAAAUCGAAAUGCUGGACUUCUACAAAGUCCACUUCACCGAGGUGUUGGAUUUGAUCAAAUCACGUCGAUGUUACCUCAAAGAUGGGUUCGCCUAUGUGAAUACUCAUGAUUUCGUAUCAAUCAUUGGUGUGAAGCAACAAGACGAAAUCGAACGUGGUCUCCAAUCGGCAAGUAAACUAAUUGUCGACCUCGAGAACGAUGAACGUUUGCUGCAUCUUCUCAAAUCGCUACACACAACUUAUACUGGUAAGGAUUAUGCCCUCGCGAACAGUUCUUCGGUCCCGAUAGAAGCACUCGACCAGCUUUCGAAAAAAUCAUUUCCUCUAUGUAUGCGAGUGGCACAUGAACAUCUACGGACAACACAUCAUCACAAGCAUUCUGGACGAAUGCAGUUCGGUUUGUUCCUCAAGGGAAUCGGUGUUACACUGGAAGACUCGAUACGUUUUUGGCGUGAAGAAUUCACUAAAAAGAUGGAUGUGGAAAAAUUCGAGAAGAGCUAUGUCUACAGUAUUCGCCACAAUUAUGGUAAGGUUGGUUCUAUGGUCAACUACACCCCCUAUUCGUGUAUGAAGAUUAUCCAAGAAAAAGCUGGAGGACCUGGUGAAUGUCAUGGAUGUCCCUACAAGAUUUACGAUCCAUCGGCAUUGAAAAUGAAACUAACUGGCUAUGGGGUUGGAGCGGCCCACGUUCAAGAUAUAAUGAGUUAUGUGGCCAAGGGGCACUUUCAAUUAGCUUGUGGCAAAUACUUCCAAAUCACUCACGACUCGAAGAUAGAAGUAGGAAUAAAUCAUCCCAAUCAGUACUUUGAAGAGAGCCAAAAGUUGAUGGGAAAUCGUGAUGGGGGUCCGACCGCGGCAGCAUUACCAGUCAAGAAAACAUUCAAACGAAAAAAGGAGGAUGCAUUUACCGAGGCAGAUGAUGAUGAACUGUGGUCCAUUGCAGAGACUCAAGAAACAGAGUACAGUACCCAACAAGAGAAGACAGCGUGGGAUGAUGACCUAGAUUUGACCCAAAUUGAUAGUUUCUAAGAAUACCAUAAUUGUAUAUUUGUAAAAACAAGUUUUUUCCCAUCUUUAAAUAUAUAAGUUAAGUAGUUAGAUAACAAUCUAU